Molecule: messenger RNA, 3943 nt
Organism: Salvia miltiorrhiza (redroot sage)
Lineage: Eukaryota; Viridiplantae; Streptophyta; Magnoliopsida; Lamiales; Lamiaceae
Product: pentatricopeptide repeat-containing protein At4g16835, mitochondrial
Exons: 5
Coding region: 1229-3190 (653 amino acids)
Biological process (GO): RNA modification
Molecular function (GO): zinc ion binding; RNA binding; protein binding
Source: RefSeq, a predicted model, not a curated record
CCAUGUAAGUAAAACACUCCAUAGCUACCGUCUUCCAUGAAACUGAAGAAAUGAUAGAGAGAGGCAAAAGGAAAAUCGAAAUCAAAAUAAAAAUUCCAACUUUUUCCAUCUUGCUAUUAUUGUUGUUGUUGUUGUUGUUACCUCGUGGAUUUCGCGUUUCUCUAAACCCUCGAACUCUCUAGGCAUCGACCUACGAGAUAAAGCUGCAAUCUUGGAGCUCAAAUCCCAUUUUGAAGGCUGCAAUCUUGGAGCUCAAAUCCCAUUUUGAAGGCAGCAGCAAGAAUGACUUCUCCAUCUCCAAUGGCUCCGACUGCUGACGGCGCUCAACCUCUCUGCCCUCAAUUUGACCGACGAAAUCCACUCCUCUCUCUGCAACUUCACUCUCCUUGGAUUGGGACUCUUCCAAACUUAAGAGGCUCAAUUCGGGGUUUAACAAUUUCAGUGGGGAAACUCCAUUUUAGGAGGGAUUUCAACAUACAUUUCUGCUUGUCAGCUCAAAUUGAUUCAACCAACUAGAAUAUGAGAUUUCUCUAAAAUUGAAUUUUUUUAGAAGUUGGUUGUUUUGGACUUGAACUUUAACAAGCUGUUUGAAAAUUUUCCAUCCACUCUUGCUAUUUGAUGUGUCGAAUAAUCUGUUAAGGUGAUAUUCCAUCAUCGGUCACGAAGCUAAAGAACUUGAAGGCCUUCGAGAGAGGUGGGGCCCACCUUUUAGAAAAUAAUAAAAAAAUUAUAAAAAGAAACCGUGUUUUCAAGCCGUUAGGGCGAAGGGGUGAAUUGAACUCAAUUUAAGAUUUCAGGGGUUAAUUGAACCCAAGUCUAAUUUAGGGUGCCAGACGUGAAAAGUGGUGUUAAUGUUAGUGGUGUUUUUGAUGGUUAAUCCUAAGUUUUAAUGGAUAUAGUACAUUUUAUUUUUAUUACAUGAGAAUGAAUAAUUUAUGUGUUGGCUCCUGUUUCUUUAUUCUCACUUCUCGAUCAGUCGUUCUAUGCCUCUCUCCCCCGUCUCUCGACCAGUCCACCGCGCGCCGCCUCCUAGUCCGACGCAGCGUCGGCGUCCGGCCUCUGCCUCAGCCGCCGCCCUCCUGAGCUGUACUGAAAGGCGAAAACAGUCGGCCCUCCGCCGCGCCUCCCGACCCGCUUCCUCCAGUCGGCAGUGAGGAGCCGCCGAUUCAGAGUCUCAGACGCCUCAGACUGAUUAAUAAAUACCGGACAAAACUGCUGCCGAUGAGAAAUGUAUCACCGUCUUCAGCUAAAAACUAAUAAAAGGAGUGUUCAGAUAUGCUUUAUCUCAGUUUGCACACGAAUAUCUAAACAUGUCUAUUGCAGCCUCGUUGCUCCCGCAAUUCAAAGCCUACCAACUCAUUCUUCCCAAUUUCAAACUAAUCUGCCUGAAAUUAAACGCUACAUUAUGUCCUCUAACAAAAAGAUAACCUCUUACAUUCGAUGCGGGGAUCUAAAUUCAGCUUUGCAAGUUUUCUGGAGUAUGAAGAUGAGGGAUACGGUCUCUUGGAACUCAAUUCUUGCUGGGUUUUCGAGCAAGCCUGGGAAAUUGAGAGAAGCCUGCCAACUGUUCUACAAAAUUGCUGAACCAGAUUAUGUUUCAUACAAUCUCAUGUUGGCUUGUUAUUUCAGAAAUGGCAACGUGGAAGCUGCUAAGGAAUUCUUCAAAAAGAUCCCAGUUAAAGAUACCGCUUCGUGUAAUACUAUGAUUUCAGGGCUUAUGCAGAAUGGGAGGACGGAUGAAGCUCAGGAGUUUUUUGCUGUCAUGCCGAGAAGGGACGUUGUCACCUGGAAUGCAAUGAUAGCUGGAUAUGUUGAGAGUGGGAAUAUGGAAUCGGCAUUGAAAUUAUUCGCGGAGGCUCCUUUGAAGGAUGUUGUUAUGUGUACGAGUGUAAUAAGUGGAUACAUGAGGACUGGGAAGGUUGAAUUUGCUGAAAAUAUGUUCCAUGAGAUGCUGGACAAGAAUUUGGUUACAUGGAAUGUGAUGAUUUUAGGCUAUGUCAAGAAUGGUAGAGGAGAGGAUGCUUUGAAGCUUUUCAAGGAAAUGAUGGAAUCGGAGAUUCAAGGCAAUCCAUCUAGUAUGUGUAUCGCCCUUUCAGCUUGUAGUAAUUUGUCCAUGUUGAAAUUGGGGAAACAAAUCCAUCAGCUUAUUUUCAAGUCCCCUAUGUGUUUGGACACAAAAGUGGGGACUUCGUUGAUUAGCAUGUAUUACAAGUGUGGGGUUCUUGAAGAUGGAUGGAAACUCUUUGUGGGGAUGCCGCUUAAAGAUGUGGUGACUUGGAAUGCAAUGAUUUCAGGUUAUGCCCAACAUGGGGUCACCCACAAGGCUCUCGAUCUAUUUAAUGAGAUGAGAAGUCAAGGAAUGAAACCGAAUUCUAAUACCUUUAUUGGAGUUUUAUCUGCCUGUAACCAUGCAGGAUUAGUAGAACUUGGGGUUCAUUAUUUUGAGAAAAUGCGGAAGGAUUACGGAAUUGGAGUAAAACCAGAUCAUUAUGCAAGCAUGAUUGAUCUUCUUGGUCGAGCUGGUAAGCUUACUGAUGCUCUGGAUUUGAUCAGAAGAAUGCCGUUUGAACCUCAUUCUGCCAUGUAUGGAUCCCUUCUCGGUGCUUGUCGGGUUCAUAAGAACUUGGAAAUUGCGGAGUUUGCUGCCACAAAAUUGCUUAAUCUCGAACCUAGUAAUCCAUUUGCAUAUGUGCAACUUGCAAAUGUGUAUGCUGCAAAGAAGGAAUGGGAAAGUGCUCGUAGAGUUAGAAGGGCAAUGAAGGAUAUUAGAGCCAUUAAAACACCUGGAUAUAGUUGGAUUGAGAUAAAGAGUGUGAUUCAUGAGUUUAGAUCAGGAGAUAGGCUUCAUCCUGAACUGAGAAACAUACACCGAAAACUUAACGAGCUUGAGAAGAAAAUGAAGUUGGCAGGGUAUGUGCCUGAUCUUCAAUCUGUCUUGCACGAUGUCACAGAGGAUGAGAAGGAGCAGCUACUUCUUUUGCAUAGCGAGAAACUGGCUAUAGCCUUGGGAAUAAUAACCCUGCCAUUGAGUGAGCCUAUCAGGGUUUUCAAGAACUUGAGAGUUUGUGAUGAUUGCCAUCUUGCAACGAAAUAUAUUUCAGCAAUAGAAGGUAGAGAGAUCAUUGUUAGAGAUACAACACGAUUUCACCAUUUUAAAAAUGGAAUGUGCUCUUGUGGGGACUACUGGUAAUACUUUUUUAUGUGAGGAAGGUCCAGGCAAAGCUCUUUUCAGGGCUUUCUAACCAGUGGAAGACAGAGCUAAUUAUCAUAUGGUUUCAACGAGGCAUGGGAUUACCUGGCACAAUCUUCUUAGCUUCCCACUUAACUGCUGACCGAAGGAUCUCCAGUGUCGAUUUUAUUAACGUUUUUGAUUAAAUUCAUCCGUGUUGGAUCGUGAAAUGAUUGAUGGACAUAUUCAAUGUCAUUUUAGUUUCUCUUGGCUUUCUGCAAGCAUCCCAGAUAAUGUUGGAGAUGAAUCAAGUGAGAGUUACGGAGAGUGAACUUUCAUUAGUAAGAUAUAUAUGAGAAUGUUCCCAAGGAAUAUUUGAAACUUCUGAGGCUUGAUGAGUUUUGCAUAUCAGAAAACAAGCAGCUUCAUAAGGGGAACUUAAGAUGUGCGAAAUGAAACUAUUUAGCUCAAUAUGUUUUUGUCACCAUAAGAAGGUGAUGAAAGUUCUCAGAGCAAAGAAGCAUGCAAAGAUGGAGAGGAAAAUGUUGGAAUCAGGCCAUUUGCAAAUGCGUUCGGAAAAGCAGAGUAUGCUCUGAGUCUAAGAACAAGAAUCAGGCAUCAAGAAAACGAGGAGGAACAGUGCAUGUACGUGCUUGAUAGAAUUAUUGAUGGCGAAAACAGACAUCCAAGGUGAAUCAUUGUUUAAUGUAGAUAUGCAUAUUGAAAAUACCGAUCAGAAAAUGAGUUUUCUUAUCUUAACAUUUCAUUUACUUA